Molecule: messenger RNA, 303 nt
Organism: Lactuca saligna
Lineage: Eukaryota; Viridiplantae; Streptophyta; Magnoliopsida; Asterales; Asteraceae
Source: the annotation of a GenBank genome assembly
AUGGAGGAGGAGUUGCAAAAAGUUCAAAAAAAUCUACCUGAUGAGUUUCCUCUUAUCUCAGAUGAGGAGUCCAAAGAGAUACCUUUUGACCAAAACAUAUGUUUACCUAACUACGAAAACUUAAAUCUACCUUACUUCCCUGAGAAUUUUAAAGAUGUUAAAGUCUUUCGUAAGUGGAAAAAGAGUGUAGAUUUGUGUUUUGAGUAUCGUGAAAUCCCAUACGAAAUACAAGGACAACUUGUAGCCGAGACAUUCCCAAAGAAUUUCCCAUGGUGGGAACAAAUCCAAAAGCUAAGCCAGUGA